Messenger RNA from Kazachstania africana CBS 2517, 1236 nucleotides. RefSeq names its product Pci8p (gene PCI8). Lineage: Eukaryota; Fungi; Ascomycota; Saccharomycetes; Saccharomycetales; Saccharomycetaceae. The coding region runs from base 1 to 1236 and encodes 411 amino acids. The transcript has a single exon. The record is from RefSeq and is a predicted model, not a curated record.
AUGACCAUUUUAGACAGGUUCAGUGGUCCAAUACUAGUUGAGAGGGCUGCUUACUUAUUAGAGAAUAAGUAUGGUAUACCAAAUGAGAGAGAACAGAUAGCAGCAAGGGCAAUUAACUACCUAUACGAUAUCGGCUACACAAAUUCACCUCACUGGAUCAAGCUGUCUUCAGCAAUAACACCAAAUAGUCGUGGAAAUAACUUGUUUCAAGCUUCAUCGAUGGGCACUGCAAGAAAUGCUACUGUUUUAGAAAAGAUAAUAUCGCAUGAUUAUAACGACGCUCUGUAUAUCCUAGAGAGCAGCAAGACUGUAGCCAACGUGGGCUAUUACAGACAUGUUGAACAAGUGGCUCAGGUAUUGAUGUUACAGAAGAAUUUCAAGGCUUUGGAACAACUUGAAUAUCGUAUUCAUAACAGUGUGAACGACGUACAAAAUCCCGAUGAGAUAAAUUCUUAUAGAAAAAUCAUAUUACUGAUAUGCAUGGCGUAUUAUCUACAAAGAAAAUAUUUUGAUUGCUGCUACAAGUUUUUUCGCUAUUUGAACUUAGAUAAUGAUCUGAUAGCAUCAUUUCAAACUGUCGGGGCAAAAUAUGAUUUCAUUUCGACUGAUGAAAUUUUACUGGCAGUGACAAUUUCUAUUAUUAUCUCCAUCCCAUUCUCAAGCUACAAGGAUUUCAUUCACAUAAAAUCUAAUGAAAUAUUUUUCAAGGUAUACCCAUUGUCAUUAAAAUUGAUGAAAUUAAUAAUUCACAUUAAUUUUCAAAAGUUUUUUGGAAUUUGGCAUGUUGAAAUAGAUCAACUGUGUCAAAGAAGUAUAUUUCUAGGUAAACAUUGGUCAUUUGCACAGACUUUAAUGAGAACCAAAAUCUAUAUUUUUUAUUUCAAAAUUUCUCAAAAAUUGAAAAUAUCAUACUUAGCUAAUAUUCUUAAAAUUGACAAUUCCCUAAUAAAAAAAGAAGUUGAGUUAUUAAUAUCAUCAGCUCAUAUAAAUGUUGAAUUCGAAGACAAGGAUACUCUGGUAUUCAAUCAGACUCACGUAUAUAAUCACCCAUUGAAGAGUUUGCAGAGAAAUGAAAGAGAUAUUGAGACUGUUAUUCAGGACAAAAGGAAGAGAUUGCAACAACUGAGGGACUUUAUACAAGAGGCAUCUACUCAAGGUCUUAAUUCUACAAAUAGCGAAGAAGGGAAAAUGGACAUUACUGAUCUUAAUAAUGACAGUGAUAUGAGUGAUAUAUAA